UCAAGAUUGUGGUCUCUGCGGGGUAGAUUUUUUCCCAAACCUCGCCUAGCAACAUUGUCAACACCUAUACCAACAUACUUUCUCAACAGGAGUAUCAACUCGAUAAACAAUAGAGCUGCUACAACCGUCAUGAGUACUCCUAUCACGGCUCCGUUCGGUCAAUGGAAGAGCCCAAUCAGCUCUACCUUGCUUGGUGCUGAUGGUGUUCAGUUUGAAUCCAUCGCGGCAUCAAAUGGAAAGGUUUAUGUUAUUGAGGGUCGACCCAAAGAGCAGGGACGAGGCUGCAUUGUUGAAUACUCUGGUCGUGAAGGACGCGAUAUCUUACCGGCUAAAUAUGACGCUCGUACCAAAGUUCAUGAAUAUGGCGGCGCAUCGAUGAUCGCUUCCAAUGGGCAUAUCGUCUUUUCUGAUCGGGAGACACAGGAUCUGCAUAAACUCGAUCCCUCCACAGGCCAGGUUGAGCAGAUCACCAAGACAGACAUUGCUCUCCGCUAUGCGUGCACCUCCGUUAUGGGCUCUUUGUCCGAUGGUCAGGCAGACUCGGGAUGGGUUUUGGCGAUCGAAGAAGACCACUCCAAGCCCUUGCCGUCGGAAGUUCGGAAUCGACUCGUGGCAGUUAACAUGCAGUCCAGAGAGAUAAUCAACGUUGCCUCCGGCGAUGACUUCUACAGCGCUGCUCAGUUUUCACCUGAUGGCAGCAGGAUAUGCUGGACCCAGUGGUCUCAUCCAGAUAUGCCUUGGACAGGAGCCCGCCUGUAUGUGGCUAAGUGGAACAAUGGUAAGGUCACAGAUUCUCAACUUGUGUCUGGAAUUCCCAAGAAAGAAAGUGUUAGCCAGCCACGAUGGGGCUUUGAUAACACAUUGUAUUUCACGAGCGAUUGUUCAGGGUAUUGGCAGCUCUAUCGGUCUCACGUUGAUACUUUGGAAUGCCAACGGGUAGCCCUACAUGGCUUGGAAGAAGUGGAAUUUUCGCAGCCGGACUGGCGUCUAGGAAACUGCACAUACGUGUGUUUGAGUCCAACUACAAUGAUCGCAUCGUACACAAAGAAUGCUCGAUGGAGCUUCAUACUGAUCGAUCUGUCAAAUGACUCUUGGCAAGACCUGAAUGUGCCGGUAACAGACACGAUUAUUCUCGCAGAUACUCCCCUCUCGGACACAAAAGUAGCACUUCUUGGUUCCAGUGAGACAAGCUUCAAUACUGUUCUUACAUUGGACAUCGCCGACACCGUCAAUAUCAAUGCACUCAAGGCAGCUUCCGAUUUCCCCAUGCCAGCCUCUCUUGUUUCCAAGCCGGAGCAUAUAUCCUUCCCAAGAGUUCACGGCGAGAACUUGGAAGGGACAGCACAUGCCAUCUUCUAUGCACCUCAGAACCCGGAUUAUCAGCCACCCUCUGGAGCACUGCCGCCUUUGAUCGUCUGUGUGCAUGGCGGACCAACGUCUCAAACUGGAACCGGCCUGAAUACCACGGACCAAUACUGGACUUCUCGAGGUUAUGCUGUUGUUUGGGUGAAUUAUGGAGGUAGCUCCGGAUAUGGCAGAGCAUACCGGGAUAUUUUGAAUGGGCAAUGGGGAAUAAUCGAUACAGCAGAUGCUGCUAGCUGUGUAUCAUACCUAGCAUCCACUGGCCGAAUUGACCAAAACGGAGUCGGUGUUCGUGGCCAAAGUGCGGGCGGAUACAUCGUACUCCAAGCUCUUUGUGACUACCCCAACCUCUUCGCGGGUGGAAAUUCUCUGUACGGGAUAGGCAAUGUCAAGGCUCUCUGUGAGGAUACUCAUAAGUUCGAGAGUCAUUACGCAUUCGCCUUGCUAUUUGACCCUGGUGCGGAUGAAGCCGAGAAAAACCGCAUAUUCAGUGAACGCAGCCCCUGCUUGAAGGCAGACAAAAUUACUGCGCCGCUAUUGUUGCUUCAGGGAGACCAGGAUUUAGUCGUUCCUAUGAACCAGGCAGAGGAAAUGGUCGAAAUGAUGAAAAAGGCUGGUCGUGAGUCUAAGCUGGUGGUUUUCCAUGGAGAAGGGCAUGGAUUCCGGCAGGCAGAGAGUCGGAUAGCGGCCGUGGAAGAGGAGGAGAAGUGGUGGAAGAAAGGUUUGUUGAAGAUGGAUACAACUGACCUUUGA
Penicillium concentricum is the source of this 2115-nucleotide messenger RNA. RefSeq names its product S9 family peptidase. The transcript has 5 exons. The annotation marks the transcript as partial. The record is from RefSeq and is a predicted model, not a curated record. Gene Ontology annotation, molecular function: serine-type peptidase activity. NCBI's taxonomy places the organism in Eukaryota, Fungi, Ascomycota, Eurotiomycetes, Eurotiales, Aspergillaceae. Gene Ontology annotation, biological process: proteolysis.